CCUCCCCGUAGAGCGCGGGCGCCGCCAUCUUGUGCCCUCCCCGUGCCGUGUGUCGGCCAUGGCGGGGCUGCUGUGCCGCCUGCUCCUCUGCCUGGCGGCUGCCGGGGCCGGAGUCGGUGCCGACCUGCUGCUGGAGGAGGCGCGGCGCUCCGUGGACCUCAGCACCCACCUGGCCAAGGUCUCGGCCGAGCUCAGCUUGGCCAACGCGGCGGGCGGCGCGGCCGCCUCCUCCUUCCUGCUGGCGCUGGAGCCCGGCCUGGAGCCCCGCCUGGCCUACCUGGGCGUGCAGGUGAAGGGUGAGGAAGAGGAGGAGAACACCUUGGAAGUGAGAGAGACUAAAGUUAAGGGUAAAAGUGGAAAAUUCUUCUCUGUGAAGCUGCCAUCUCCUUUGGCACCAGGAGCCAAGGUCCGUGUUUCUGUUGAAAUGGUUUUCACGCAUGUCCUGCAGCCCUACCCCACCCACAUCACCCAAAGUGAGAAGCAGUUCGUGGUCUUUGAAGGAAAUCACUAUUUCUACUCUCCAUACUUCACCAAGACCCAAACAACCCGGGUCAAACUGGCCUCUAGGAAUGUGGAGAGUUACACCAAGCUGGGCAACCCUUCUCGCACUGAAGACACGAUUGAAUAUGGCCCCUUCAAGGACAUUCCUCCAUACAGCCAGGACACUCUGAAGGUGCACUAUGAAAAUAACAGUCCAUUCCUGACCAUCACCAGUAUGACCCGAGUCAUUGAGGUGUCUCACUGGGGGAACAUUGCGGUUGAAGAGACGGUUGAUUUAAAGCACACAGGAGCAGUGCUGAAAGGGCCUUUCUCCAGAUACGACUACCAGCGACAGCCAGACAGCGGCAUCUCUUCUGUCAAGUCUUUUAAGACCAUUCUCCCAGCUGCUGCUCAGGACGUCUAUUACCGAGAUGAAAUCGGAAACAUCUCCACCAGCCACCUCCUUGUUCUGGAUGACUCUGUGGAGAUGGAGAUCCGUCCCCGCUUCCCGCUUUUUGGGGGAUGGAAAACCCAUUACAUCAUUGGCUAUAACCUGCCAAGCUACGAAUACCUCUACAAUCUCGGUGAUCAGUAUGCCCUGAAAAUGAGGUUUGUCGACCACGUGUUUGAUGAGCAAGUGACAGACUCUCUGACUGUCAAGAUCGUCCUGCCAGAAGGUGCCAAGAAUAUCCAUGUGGACAGCCCGUAUGAAAUCAAUCGUGCUUCAGAUGAGCUUCACUACACUUACUUGGACACUUUUGGACGUCCAGUUAUUGUGGCGCACAAGAACAACCUGGUGGAGCAGCACAUCCAAGACAUCGUGGUUCAUUACACCUUCAACAAAAUCUUGAUGCUGCAGGAGCCUCUCUUGGUGGUUGGAGCCUUUUACAUCUUGUUCUUCACUGUGAUAGUCUACGUGAGGCUGGAUUUCUCCAUCACUAAGGACCCAGCUGCUGAAGCCAGGAUGAAGGUUGCCUGCAUCACAGAGCAAGUGCUUACUCUGGUGAACAAGAGACUUGGGCUGUACCGUCACUUUGAUGAAGCAGUGAAUAAAUACAAGCAGUCACGGGACAUCUCCACCCUGAACAGCGGCAAAAAGUCUUUGGAGACGGAGCACAAGGCCCUUACAAGUGAAAUAGCCUCUCUGCAGUCUAAACUGAAGACAGAAGGUUCUGACUUAUGUGAUAAAGUAAGUGAGAUCCAGAAGCUCGACGGCCAAGUCAAGGAGCUCGUUCUGAAGUCCUCAGUUGAGGCUGAGCGCCUGGUAGCUGGCAAGCUCAAGAAGGACACGUACAUCGAGAAUGAGAAGAUGCAUUCCAACAAGCGCCAAGACCUGGUCACCAAAAUUGACAACAUCCUCGACGCGCUGUAACUCUGAUUUAGUGACUGGGUGGAGGGGAGAGAGAUGAAGGGAGAUUUUUCUGGAGAGCCUGUCUGCUCAGCAGCAUGUGCUGUGCAAGGGACCAUGACAUCAUGCUGUUUGGCUGGGUAACAGGGUUUCUUUACCAGAGGUGAGACUCAGCCAGGUUAUAAAACAGCCUCGUGCUUUCAGUUCUCCCUGUAUAGAUGUGUCCUGACUAAACGCACACAAAUGGCCAGUCUGAGCACAGACACACUCAUGGCAAAUCUGAAUGUUGCAUCUCCAGAAAGAAUAAAAAGACGCCUUUGUUCUACUUUGAAAUAAAACCGCC
This is a messenger RNA of Chroicocephalus ridibundus (black-headed gull), 2171 nucleotides long. RefSeq names its product ribophorin I (gene RPN1). Bases 59 to 1852 code for a protein of 597 amino acids. The transcript has 11 exons. The record is from RefSeq and is a predicted model, not a curated record. Gene Ontology annotation, cellular component: membrane; oligosaccharyltransferase complex. NCBI's taxonomy places the organism in Eukaryota, Metazoa, Chordata, Aves, Charadriiformes, Laridae.